UUACUCAAGAACGUCGUCAAGAUGCAGCUUCAGAUCUUCACUGUCGAUGCAUUUGCCAAGAAACCUUUUAGCGGUAACCAAGCUGCCGUUGUGCCAUUAACUCAGAAUCUGGAUGACGCGACGAUGCAGAAGAUCGCUUCGGAGAUGAACUUGUCUGAGACGUCCUACUUGCUUCCGUUGAACGCAGAUGGUCCCGAUGCAUGGACCACCUGUAGCCAGUUCUCUCUCAGGUGGUUCACCCCCGUUAGUGAAAUUGUUCUCUGCGGCCAUGCCACCUUAGCCGCAGCGCAUGUCCUUUUUCAAAACCUAGAGAACGCCAACCGCAAACUCGAGUUCCAGACCUUGAGUGGGACCUUGCUAGCGAGGAAGGAGGGCGACCUCAUCCUCCUCGACUUCCCCGAGAACGAGCCAGUGAGUCUGACCUCCGAGGAGGAGCGGGAACUGUCCCCCUUGGUCGAGGCUGCGCUGGGGGAGGCGAAGGGGAAGGCGAGGACGGUGUCCAUCUCUCGCGCCUUGAAGUAUCUUAUGGUUCAGGUCGACGAUUCUUGUACGAGGCACGACCUCGAGGCCAUCCGCCCAGACGCUCGAGCGAUGGAGCGCCUCCACGACGGCUCGAGGGUCAAGGCCGUCAUCGUCUGCGUCAAGGGGCGUCCCGAGGAGGAGGAGGAGGAAGCCAAGGAAGGCGAAAGGAAGAAGUACGACGUCCGGUCCCGCUUUUUCGCUCCUUGGUACGGCGUUGAUGAAGACCCAGUGACCGGGUCCGCUCACACUGUCCUGGGUCCCUUCUGGUCGAGACGCCUUGGCAAGAAGGAACUUUUAUGUCAUCAGUGUUCACCGCGUGGAGGCGAGGUCAUCGUUAAAACUCGGGGUGACGGAAGGGUUGACUUAAUAGGUCAAGCUGUCACGGUCAUUUCAGGUCACAUUAACUUGUAAGAAAAAAGAGAGAGAGAAAAUUGAGAAAAAAUUGAAGAUUUUUUUUUUGCAGGUAUUGGGAGACAUUCUUGUUAUUUGUUUUCUGUUUUUUCUCUCUAUUGUUUUUUGUUAUCUAUUUUCUUUUAUUUCCUUCUUCGUUGUUGUUUAGCAUUCUUCUUGUUUUCUUCGAUUUUCGUUGUUGUUUUUUGUUUAGUUUUGCUUCAUUAAGUGACCUUGAGUGAUGAAUUGUGAUUCUAAACAUACUAUUGUUUUUUCUUCUUCAUAAUUCGUAUAAUGAAAAGAGAAAUGUUCACAUAUUUUACAAUGUUUAUACUUAUUUGUUUACUUCUUUUACCUUCGAAAGUUUAUCAACGUCUCCAUAAUAAAACAUAAUUGUAACGAGAAAUCCAACGCAUAUAUGGAAAUGGAAAAAUAAACUUUAUGAUCCUG
Penaeus vannamei (Pacific white shrimp) is the source of this 1362-nucleotide messenger RNA. The record is from RefSeq and is a predicted model, not a curated record. NCBI's taxonomy places the organism in Eukaryota, Metazoa, Arthropoda, Malacostraca, Decapoda, Penaeidae.